This is a messenger RNA of Dentiscutata erythropus, 262 nucleotides long. The record is from the annotation of a GenBank genome assembly. Lineage: Eukaryota; Fungi; Glomeromycota; Glomeromycetes; Diversisporales; Gigasporaceae.
AGCAGGAUCAGCAGAAAGAGAAACUAAGAAAAAUCGCAAAUUCCAGACCAAGUGCAUCCAGAUAUCUAAGGAAAUUCUUAAUGAGGAACCUAUAAUCGAAUAUCGCCCUCCUUUCUUGAACGGAUUAGAGCUUGAUGCCUUCUUCCAAAAAUAUCGAAUUGCAUUGGAGAUGCAAGGGGCUCAGCAUCGGCUUCAUAGCACUAGCUGGUAUAAGGAUGUUAAAAAACUCGAAGACAUUGUUAAUCGUGAUCGGCAAAAAUGA